CGCCAGUUUUUUUUUUCCAUUGUGGGAUCUCGCAAGCGCCAUCGUCACAGACUAGUCCUCUCCAUAAUUUUUUUUCAUCCCUCGCUUCACUUCACUUUGCCGCCAGCCGCUUCUCCCUGCCCGCGCUCUAUUGCUUUUUGCCCCAGCCUGCAUCAUCAUCAUCAGGCUGCAUUGCCAUCGAACGAGCAACCGCCUGCUCCAACUAUACUCCUGCCUCCCCUAAAUCGUCGACUCUACGACUUGCACGCCGGAGCUGCGAGGGGCAGCUCACUGUCAAGACGACUUCCUCAAAGAAGAGAAGGCUCGUCCGCCCCGCCACCACCCACGCACAGCGUCUCUCCGACUCGUCGCCCUCCCCCGAAACCGCCUUGCCUUCGUCUGAGCAGGCCGGUAACGACGAUCCCGCAUACUCCUUUUCCGAAACCUCUUUGCCCCAAGGGCUCGACGCUCCGUCCUACAUUCGCGGCGAGUCCAUCCCCGCCUCCAGCCUGCCACCCCGCCUGCUGGCCCACGGCGCCAACAACGCGUUCCCGGCCGACGACGCCUCCUCCAUUGCGUCCUCUCCUUGCGCCUCGGCCUACGCUGAGCUCACCUUGGAGAGUGACCGUGGAAGCGACGAUCCUGCUUCUGGUACGAGAUCAACCAGAACCAGGUCGCCAUACCCGCUCUCGCGCAGGGCAAUUAUGAACGGCGACGCCGACCUGCCUCACCGGUCCUCGUCCCCAUUGAAACGACGGGCUUCCAGCAUGGAUCCCGAAUCAAAUAGCGUCGACAUUGUCGAUGUCGACAUGUCCUCUUCGCAAACUGCUGAUUCUGCUAGUGGUUUGCCCCGCGCCAUGAGCGUGGACGCUCCCGACCCCGAUGCUGCUGCUGCCUCUCAGCCACCCCCUCCAUUAACAGAGCAGAUUAAAAUUGUCGAAACCCUUCUCAAGGCGUUUGCAGACGCUCCCGUUCAGGAAGGAGACACGGCAUAUGUCGUAUCGCGUUCCUGGCUCGACAAGGCCCUGGCCCUGCGUACCGGUCCGAAAAAGGCAAAGACCGGAUCCCAAGACGGACCGCUCGGCCCCGUGGAUAACACCGAUAUUAUUCAAGAAACGUUUAAGCAACCUGAUGGCAGCAUCUUCACACGUCUUCGACCCGGUAUCGGACUAGAGUCGUAUGAACUCUUCCCAGAAGAUGCCUGGGCCAUGGUUCGCGAUUGGUACGGUAUUGUAGAAGGUCAAGAACCCAUUAAGCGCGAGGCUAUCGAUACAUCCGAUGCCACCGAGACCAACAUCAUUUACGAAAUCAACCCGCUCGUCUUUCGCGUUCACCGCCUUUGGUCGGAACUCAGCCCUUUGCCGAUUGAGCAAUCACUCAAGGCUAAGAACCCGCCGACGUUGGUGGUUGCCACGAGCCGCAAAGCUGUUGCUCAGAAGCUGCUCAAGGAAAUUAAGACCCUUGCUGGCAUCCCUCUGGACCGCAAGGUCCGCAUCAUUCAAAUUACCCCUCCUAUCCCUGCCGCAAACUCUCCCGCGAUAGACGCUACUCUUACGCCACCUCUUUCGCCGGAUAGCAAGGAUGCGGAAGCUGCUGUCCCUGGUGUCUGGCCUCAUCUUCUUUUGGAGAACCCGACUUUUACUGCUCUCCCUCGCGAGAUGCGCCAGGCUAGCGGUCUCAUUGAUCAUACAGUCAACAGCAAUUACAAUGGAAAGUCCUCACUGCUAAUGAACAAUCUGGUCACCGAUUGCACAUUGGUAUUGGAUGAAUCCAUUGAUAAGAACAGCUGGGUUAGCACAUAUACCGGCAAGUCGACAAGCAAAGGGCUUGUCAAGUCGAUAUCGUCGCGAACAAGCAGUGCGCGUAGUAGCCCGGCACCCGAGGGUAUCAUGACACGAGGACGGCUGAAGGGUAAGAAGUUUGGUCGCGGAGUUGGUGCCGUCGGUCUACACAAUCUCGGCAACACCUGUUACAUGAACUCGGCUUUACAAUGUGUUCGCAGUGUAGAGGAACUCACAAAGUUCUUCUUGACAGAUGCCUACAUGAGUGAAAUUAACAAGACCAACCUUCUUGGAUAUCACGGAAAGGUCGCCAUGGCCUAUGGCGGUUUGCUAAAGGAGAUUUACGCCGAAGGUCGGGGUUCUGUUAGCCCUAGAGAUUUCAAGGCGACUGUGGGCCGAUGCCGCAGCACAUUUUCUGGAUGGGGUCAGCAAGAUUCGCAGGAAUUUCUUGGAUUCCUCCUCGACGCUCUGCAAGAAGAUCUGAGUCGCGUUAAGAACAAGCCUUAUAUCGAGAAGCCAGACUCUACGGACGACAUGAUUAACGACCCAGAGGCCAUCCGCCAAAUGGCAGAGAAGGUCUGGGAUAUUACCAGACAGCGUGACGACUCCGUCAUUGCAGACUUAUUUACUGGAAUGUACAAGUCGACGCUGAAGUGCCCUGAAUGUGGCAAAAUUAGCAUUACCUUUGAUCCUUUCAACAACUUGACGCUCCCGUUGCCCAUGGAGAACAUGUGGACAAAGGCAGUCAAGUUCUAUCCCUUGAAUGAUUUACCCGUUAAGCUCGAGGUAGAGCUUCCCAAGCACAGCUCCAUUGAAGCCCUGAAGCAAUAUCUUUCCGUUCGCCUAGGUGUUCCCGCAGAGCGCCUCAUUGGUGCCGAAGAGUUCAAAGGCGCCUUCUUCAAGAUUUAUGACGACACAAUGGACAUUUCAGAAGAGAUUUCGUCUUCUGAUGUCCCAACGUUCCACGAGCUGGAGGCUAGGCCAACAAACUGGCCAGACCUUAGCCAACGUAAAAAGUACAAGUCCAUGCUGGAUGUUGAGGAGCCCACUGGUUCAGAGUGGGAAGAUGCCCGGUACGACGUAAUGGUUGUGCCCGUAUUCCACCGCCGCCCAGCAAACUCGUCACGCACAGAAGGCACUUCGCCGCCACACUUUAUCACCUUGACUCGAGAGGAGGCGCGUAGUGAAGAUUUAAUUCGCCGCAAGGUUUUGGAACGAGUUGCUACUUUUAGCACAUGGCCCAAGUUCAAGGAACUUUACACCUCUGAACAAAACGGUCACGCCACAAGCAACGGAUCCGAUGCCGAGUCUGCAGAUGUCAAUGUUGCCGCUCGCUCCGUAGAAGGUGAAGACGACAUGGUAGAUGUGAGCAUGAAGGACGACAACUAUGUAGCGCCAAACCAGCCCAAGUUGCUCAAGGAGUUUAAGCGCCAGCGCCCAGAGUUCGUCAAGGCCGGCACUUUCUUGGACCCGGAGCUUCAGAACCUCUUUAGCCUCAGCUACUUUUAUUCGGGCAACGACGGAGCGGUACCUACUGGAUGGAAUGCCCUCGAUAACAGCCGAACGCUCCCCAAGAUUGCUGACCGCGCGCCCCAAGUCAAGGCUGAUGAAGAAGAGAGCACCAGUGUCGAUGGCUCCAACAGCAGCCAAUCUGGCAAUGAGGACAGCAGCAAUGACGAAGACGGCCAAGACUUGGCUACUCAAACACGCAUGGCUGAUGAAUCGAGCGAAGAGGAGAUUGAGCAAAUCUAUCAGCGCCCGCUACACAACCAGAAACCUGGUGCGGGAGGUCGCAAGAAGUUCAAGGAGCACAAGAUGUAUGGCAAGAAGGGCAACAAGCGCCGCGCGAAGCAGAUGCGCGGCAACAAGGGCGGUGCCCAGCGUAUGCCCAACGUUGCCCCUCAGCCAAUGCCGCCUGCUGUUGCCGAUGGCGGACCUCUUAUCCGCAUGUCGGAGGGUCUGGUCGUUGACUGGAACGAAGAUGCAUGGGAUACUCUGUUUGGUCAGAUGAUCAAGACUGCCGACUCAACGCAGGGUGCCAAGACGUUCACCAACCUUGAGUCUCUUGAGGAUACUGCGCUCAAGAUUAACCAGAGACGGCGCCAGAGCCGCAAGUCCCGCGGCAUCACGCUUGAGGAAUGCCUGGACGAGUUUGAGCGAGCAGAAAUCUUGUCGGAAGAGGACAUGUGGUACUGCCCCCGCUGCAAGGAACACCGCCGCGCCAGCAAGAAAUUUGAUCUGUGGAAGACGCCAGACUAUCUGGUUGCGCAUUUGAAGCGCUUCAGCAGCUCUGGAUGGAGACGCGAUAAGCUUGACGUGCUUGUCGAGUUCCCGAUUGAAGGCUUAGACUUGACUUCGCGCGUCAUCCAGACAGAGGAGGGCAAGUCUGAGGUGUAUGACCUGAUUGGAGUCGACGACCAUUAUGGCGGUCUCGGCGGUGGUCACUACACUGCGUAUGCCAAGAACUUUGUAGACGGCAAGUGGUACAACUACAACGACUCGUCAGUGAGCGCCGUAUCAGACCCUAACUCCGUCAUCACCACUGCUGCGUACCUGCUCUUUUAUAAGCGCCGCUCAAGCGGCCCUCUUGGAGGAGAGCGAUUCCGCCAGAUCCUGGAAAAGUUUGACCGCGAUAGCCAGAGCGACGCGAGCGAGGAAGAGGCCGAGGCAGCAGGUGACGGCCGUGGCUGGCACCCGCCCUUGAAGCACGAUUCUUCGGAUGACGACGAUCUCCCCUCGUACUCCAAGUUGACCAACAUUCGAAGCAGCGUAGAGAACGGUGGUCGAAAAUCCCUGGAUCUGACACAGGGCUGGACAUUUGGCGGCCUGAAUGGCGAUGCCGAUGUUGCCAGCGACGCUGCGCAGGCAGACUCGUCUGGAGACGAAGGUGCGGACAACCAGAUGAUGACAGAGGCCGACGCAUCCAACGUGGACAUUGAAAUGGGCCUAGGACCAGGAAGCAGCCAGGUCGAGGCGGAUGAAGUGGCGGAGAUACAUUUAGACGGGGAGAAUUAAAGAAGGACGCCACGUCUACAGCUACAGCUAUAGCUACAGCAGCCACGAUACAAAAAACAGAAGAUAGACAUACAAAUGCAUUAUGAAGUUACCAUG
Molecule: messenger RNA, 4871 nt
Organism: [Torrubiella] hemipterigena
Lineage: Eukaryota; Fungi; Ascomycota; Sordariomycetes; Hypocreales; Clavicipitaceae
Source: the annotation of a GenBank genome assembly